Molecule: messenger RNA, 1077 nt
Organism: Rasamsonia emersonii CBS 393.64
Lineage: Eukaryota; Fungi; Ascomycota; Eurotiomycetes; Eurotiales; Trichocomaceae
Product: 1-aminocyclopropane-1-carboxylate oxidase
Exons: 2
Coding region: 1-1077 (358 amino acids)
Molecular function (GO): dioxygenase activity
Source: RefSeq, a predicted model, not a curated record
AUGGCGACCCUCGAGAACUUCCCUGAUCUCCCACCGUUCCCCGACGACGUACCAACUGCUCCUCUUCUUCGUCUGUCAUUGGAGAAACUCCUCAAGCGUGACAAAGACGAAUUUGAGAGGUUUUGUAAAACUUGUGAAGAUAUAGGGUUCUUCUACCUUGAUCUUCGGCAUUCAGACCAGGGGGAAUCGAUCCUCGCAGAUGCGGAUCAGCUGUUCAAAGUCGGCGAAGAGCUCUUCAAUCUCGACCUGGACGAGAAGAAGAAGUAUGACUUUAGCAAGCAGAAUUCGUAUUUUGGAUACAAGGCGCAGGGCGCCGCUGUCGUGGAUAGACAGGGGAAUCUCGAUCGGAAUGAAUUUUAUAACGUCUCGAAGGAUGAUAUUCUCGGAGUAUCAGAACCAUUGCCAGCACCAGAUCUACUGACCCGGCAUCGACCACUCCUUAAAUCCUUCAUCGAGACAGCCCACUCCAUCGUGACCCUUAUUCUAGAACUUCUGAAUGAACACUUAGGCCUUCCACCCUCAACGCUGCCGAACCUCCAUCGCCUCCAUGAGCUAAGCGGAGACCAGGUACGCUUCAUCAAGGCGCCUCCACAGCCUCAGGAUGACAGACGCACCGCGCUGGGAGAGCAUACAGACUUUGGCAGCGUCACCAUCCUUUUCAACCGUCUUGGUGGACUGCAGGUUCUCCCUCCGGGCGAAGAUGCUGAAUGGUGUUACGUGAGACCGCUGCCUGGCCAUGCCAUCGUCAACCUGGGCGAUUCCAUGGUGAAAUUCACCAAUGGGCUGCUUCGAUCCAACAUCCACCGUGUGGUCUCUCCACCUGGCCUGCAGGCCGAUACCACGAGAUAUAGUCUCGUCUACUUCUCGCGGCCGGAGGAUAACGUCUUGCUGAAACGACUGGAAGGGAGCAGCCGCAUCCCGCCUCUUCCUGCUGAUGCGGUCGAAGAAGAGGUCAACAGCAAGGAUUGGAUCAUUCGACGGGCUCUGGGACGUAGAGUGGAUUUGCAUGACAAGAUUGAUUUUGAUAGGGGUGCGGGUACGGAGCAGAUAAGCCGCAGGAUCAAAGUCCACAAUUAG